GGGGCGCGGCGGGGCCGGGCGGUGACUCAGCGCCUCCUCAGCCUAUAAAAGGCGGGAGGCGGGCGAGCAGCGGCAGCGCGCUCGGCACGAGGGGCAGGCGGCGGUUAGGCGCGAGGCCGCGGGCAGGUGCCGCUGAGCGAGAGCCGGGCGGGCAGAGCAGGCAGGCAGGGCAGGAGAGGGGAGCCAUGUGGACCAACCUGCGGCUGUUGUGCGCUGUGGCGGCGCUGCUCUGCGCCGCGGCGCUCGGUCCGCACCGUGCCCGGGGCGCAGCGCCCGCCGUGUCUCCUACGGGCGGGCCCGAUGGGUACGGGAUGAAGCUGUGCGGGCGGGAGUUCAUCCGCGCCGUCAUCUUCACCUGCGGCGGGUCCCGCUGGAAGCGCCUAUCCGCGUUGGCCAUGGAGCCGACGCCCGCGACCGAUUCUGCACAGCCAGCAAGUAACAAACUACUGGGAAACUUGAAGCUGCAAUCAAUUUUGGGUCCUGAAGUGGAGCAGCCACAGAGAAGCAGCCAAACUCUUGGAUGGGAGAUGAUUAAUGACUUGUAUAAUUUGAAUGACAAUAAUGAGAAUGUACCUGUGGCAGAUGACUUUAAAGAAUUUGUUCGCCAGGUAGAGGAGGCUGUUAAGAAAGAGAGGGGGGGAACAGGAAUUGCAAACCCCAUGGGGUCAAACAAUUACCUUUGGGCCAGGUAUCCCAGAAGAAAACGUGAAUCUCUGGGUUUGGCAGGAAUAUGUUGCAAAUGGGGCUGUACAAAAGCUGAAAUUAGUGCCAUAUGCAGAGUUUAAAAUCCUCUCUCCAUUUACGCAUGAAAUCAAUGUUUAUUGCAGUAUUACUUGAUUGAAUAAUGUACGGAGGAAAAAAGCGCUUGCUGUAUUUUGUUUGUCUCUGUGUGCUUGUCAAUACUGCUGGCUUUCUUUAAAGAUAAAAAAAAAAUAAAUGUUCAAGUGUAAUUGUAGUGACUUUGGUUUGCUGCAGUAACUUUUAAUCUAUGUGUUUUACUAAGUCUUUUCAUUUUAAGGUUGAGCCUUUACACUUACUACAAAUAUAUCUCUGUAACAUUUUAGAAAGAACUUCAAUAUUUCAUUAAAUGGUAAUUAUACUCAA
Messenger RNA from Strigops habroptila (Kakapo), 1104 nucleotides. Its product is annotated as relaxin-3-like. Bases 186 to 785 code for a protein of 199 amino acids. Gene Ontology annotation, cellular component: extracellular region. The transcript is spliced from 2 exons. The record is from RefSeq and is a predicted model, not a curated record. Lineage: Eukaryota; Metazoa; Chordata; Aves; Psittaciformes; Psittacidae. Gene Ontology annotation, molecular function: hormone activity.